GUACAAACUAUAUACUGGAUUUUAGUUAUUGACUUGUGUAUUGACUUCUUUUUCACCGAAAGGAAUUAUGUGAAAAGGAUUGUUUAACUUAAUUUCGUCUAAUUUUUUUUUAUUUUUUAUGUGCACAUGUUAUAAAUUAUAUUCAGAAAUUAGGAAGUGACAAACGAAAAACUGCUGAGGUCUCAUGUGUAGGUGAAAGCAAAAAUGACAGUCCACGGGCAGUGGUCAAAUGCCCAAAACAAAAUGAAGAUGUUACCUUCCACUCAAAACGGGUACAUGAACUCAGCAGCGUACCCGCCGGACUCCCAUCUUAGUGUUAGUAGAUCCUGGAAUGGACUUGUCUUCCAAGUUUCCCCUAUCAGAAAUGGAUACACAAAUGGACAUACAAUGGUGUCUCCAUUAGUGUGCCAGGAAAAUGGCUCAGAUUCGCCAAGAUCUGGGAUGUCCACACCGGAUAAACUGUUGGACUCUCCAUUCGUUUCAGUGUCCAAACCCCGUUUUUCCAUAGGAUCUGACGACGUGGAGGAAAAUUCUUAUUAUUCUCAGUUUGAUUACUCGGAAACAGAACAGGAAUAUGUGACUUUGGACAAUAACUACCUCGUGACGACCACUAGUACGCCAGCUUAUACAAGACAUCUAUCCAUGCUGGACUUCAAGAGAAAUCAGCUGAACAAUUCUACGAGGUCGGAUAAAACCCGACAUGUUCCAUUUAGUGCUCACAACCAGGUGUUCAUUGACAAAAACCUAGACCAAUCUUAUAGCAAGCAGAAAUCCCUUAAAAGAAAAAGUCUUAAGAAAAUAGCGGAGAACAUUGGGUCAGUGCUAAGUUUGUCCCCCAGGAAAGAUGGAAAUCCUAAAUUAUUUUCUCCUCGGGAGGAAACGGUCUGUGUCAAGAGGGAAAGAAGUAAAUCUGUGGGGGACCUUGAAAUGUUUGAGGACCUAAUGGGACAGAGGACUGUAGGGCAAGAGGGUGGGGAUGGGGAGGGACUGGGACAUUAUAGUGACGAUGAUGUUGACGGUGAUGAUUAUGGAUUUCUUAGUUACCCGUUUUCUUCCUCGUCCUAUCUUUCUGUAGCAAUGAACAAGACGAAAUCCCCCACACCCUCCCAUCGUAUCCUGCCGCGGAUACGGAGAAGCAAGACCAAGCCUCUCCCUGGGGCCCAGCACGCAUGUAUGUGGAGCUCACAGGGACAUUGCACGUGGACCAGUUUGAGUGGGCGCCGGGUGGAACUUCGGCCGUUCUGUCUUCUGCAGAUUACGGAUGCUGAGAGACACGUUUUGCAUAAGAUCGCCUUAUCUCGACUACAGGCUCUUAACCUAGGCUGUCCAAUAGUUAUCCCGAAAGAAUCUACAGACUGUCGGCGACCAAAGCGACAAAUCUUGUCGUUUAAAAGAAGUAAAUCUGCCAACUUAGCUUCCAUCAUCGACAAGGUCAAAUCAGACGGUGAUAACAAAGAGCAUCAACCCGUCGGUUUGGUUUUCGGGAUACCUUUGGCGAAAUGUAUCGCGAACGAUAUUGACUUGCAGAAAAAAAGAAGUGCUAAAAACGAAAACAAUGACGUCAUUAUUCAUCGUAGAGAACCAAGGAAAUCCAGUAGCUCAUCACAGGGUUCCACAGAUAACUUGAAUCAAAAUGGAAAUACUCUGUCACCCGCUUCAAUCAGCAAGAGAGUCCCUAGUACCGAUUCUUUGUCCGAGUCCGACUGUAGUCGACACACGACAAAUUCUAGUCUUGUCGAUGCCCUGUCGCUAUCGACACGUCCAGAGAGUCUGAAAAACGACCAGCUUUCGUCUUACCCCUCAAGCCAACCACGUGUUCCAAAAAUUGUGCAAACCUGUUUCAAGUAUCUUGAGGCUUAUGGACUUCAAGUUCUAGGUAUUUUUCGUGUUGGGGCAUCCAAAAAAAGAGUAAAACAGCUGAGAGAUGAGUUUGAUAGCGGUAAAGAUGUGAACCUGGACGAGUCCCAAAAUUGUCAUGAUGUAGGUGCACUGCUUAAAGAGUACUUCCGGGACCUUCCAGAAGCACUUCUAACACGUGAUCUGUAUUCAGCAUUUGUGGCUACUCGAAAAUUGGGCAGUAAAGAGGCACGCAUAGAGGCUCUUAGUUACCUUGUUUCUCUACUUCCGGUCUCAAACAGAGACACUCUCUGGGCACUUCUCAACUUCCUGUCCACAGUAGAUCAACAUUCCAUGGAUAAAGUCGGAGAAGAUGGACAAACAUUGCCGGGAAACAAAAUGGAUUCCAACAAUCUCGCCACUUUGUUUGGGCCUAACAUUCUACACAAGGUGAAAUCAUCUGAAAAAGAAUAUCAGGUGGAGAGUUUGGAGCGGGCGGAAGAGCGCAAGGAUGUCAUUGACGUCAUCAAAGACAUGAUUGAAAAUUACAAUCAAAUAUUCCAGGUUCGACCGGAAGUGCACGAUGAAGUGAUUAAAUUGUUGGUGGACACAGACCCUGAAACUGCCGACGAUUUGCUCAAGGCUAUGUCAAAUGACAUGGGAAUUGAACCUGACCCUGACACUACUUCAAGUAGCAUUUUUGAAGACAGCGAUACGGCGUCACUGCCACAUUCACCCUGUAGCGAAGGGGACUUUAAUGCAUCCGCAACAAGAGAUAGUGCUCUACAUCCGCCUUUAAGGAAUACUCAUAGUGAGGAUAUAAUGACUCCUAAAACAAGGCGGAGAUUCUUUUUUUCUAGUAGUGACAGUGACAAGAGUAAAAAUAAAACUGACAAUAAUAAUACGGAAAAGGAGCGCCCUAAGUUCCGGUUACGUAUGGACCGGAGUCCAAGUCCCGGAAACAGAGCGAAAAUGAGGCCACCGAAGGUGAAAAUCUCUUCAGACAGUUCAAGUCCAGAAAUUUCAGUCCGUCGUUCUCGCUCAGAAUACGUAGAUAGACCUCGAUCCGAAAACUAUUCGAACAUUCUUGCCAUUCCAAAACCAAACUACGUCAGACAGAAUAGUGCCACAAGUUUUGGUAGUUAUGCUAAUACCUCAUCUAGUGACAGUAUGCCAGAACCCGAGGUAUCAGGACAAUAUUUACUACCAACUCCAGUAUCCACAGAUAACUCGCCUUUGUCUAAGAGAAUAUCCCCGUCCCAGCGCAGGCCAUUAGGGGUGCGGAGGAAUGCGUACUCCGGUUGGGAACGUGAGCGCUGGCGGCAGUGGGAAAUGUUAGCGGCGGAGGGAGGGGAUGAGGGAUUUGAGAAAGAGACUCUUGUAUGAUCCAUGCUGAACUAUGCAAUUUAUUGAUGUUUAGUAUGCGUGAUAAUUGGAAAUAUUUAUACAUUUUGCAUUAAACGGGUAAAUAUCUAUGUUCAAAUCAGUGCUCUGCAAUAUAUUUGGAAAUUAUUUCCUGUGCAAUAUGCAUUUGGAUUGAUGCAAUACGAGUAGUUUUUUGUAUUUUGUGUUUCUCAUUUUAUUCACCCCCAUGUAGAUGUCUCUUUAUUGUCUUCCAUAAAACAUUGUUAAAUUUGAGAUUUUUGUCUAUGCAAAUAAAUAGAUAAAAACUGUUAUGGAAAUCUGAACGUGUUCGGAUAAAAUGUAUGUGAAGUUAACGAAUGUGGUUUCUAAAUACUAGGAAGUGAUAUGUUGCCUUUUUGCGGAAACAUUUUUAAAAGAGAGAUCAGAUGUUCUUUAUAUUCAUUGUUAUAUUGUUUAUGCUUAGUACUUGUUUAUAAAAUCACAAAAUAAAUUAUUUUACAUACGGACAA
Messenger RNA from Saccostrea echinata, 3710 nucleotides. RefSeq lists its product as uncharacterized. The transcript is spliced from 12 exons. Gene Ontology annotation, biological process: signal transduction. The record is from RefSeq and is a predicted model, not a curated record. Bases 205 to 3222 code for a protein of 1005 amino acids. Lineage: Eukaryota; Metazoa; Mollusca; Bivalvia; Ostreida; Ostreidae.